AUGAUGAUACUUGUUUUCAGGAACUCCAUAGAACAGUCGAUAAUCCCAGGUUUGCCUGAUGAUUUGGCAUUGAGAUGCCUAGCGAAGCUCUCUCACGGUUAUCAUGGAGUGAUCGAGUGUGUUUCUAGAGGGUGGAGAGAGUUAGUUCGCAGCGUUGAUUACUCGUGCUACAAAGCUAGAAACGGAUGGUCAGGGAGCUGGUUGUUUGUUCUGACGGAGCGUUCUAAGAACCAAUGGGUCGCUUAUGAUCCUGAAGCUGACAGGUGGCAUCCAUUGCCUAGAACUAGAGCUGUUCAAGAUGGCUGGCACCAUUCUGGCUUUGCCUGUGUUUGUGUUUCGAAUUGUCUUCUUGUGAUCGGGGGUUGCUAUGCGCCCUCGGUGUCGUCGUUUCCUCAUCAGAAGCCUGUCGUCACUAAAGACGUCAUGCGGUUUGAUCCGUUUAAGAAAGAGUGGAAGAUGGUUGCUAGUAUGCGAACGCCACGGACUCACUUUGCUUGUACUGCUGUCUCUGGCAAGGUUUAUGUUGCUGGAGGUCGCAAUUUGACUCAUUCCAGAGGGAUUCCUUCUGCUGAGGUUUAUGAUCCUGUGGCUGAUAGGUGGGAGGAAUUACCAGCGAUGCCUAGACCACAGAUGGACUGCUCAGGGUUAUCGUACAGAGGGAGCUUUCAUGUUCUGAGUGAUCAGGUGGGAUUUGCGGAGCAAAAUUCAUCUGAAGUUUAUAAUCCGUUAGACAUGUCUUGGUCCACUGUGGAGGAUAUCUGGCCUUUCUCUAGAGCUAUGCAGUUUGCUGUUCAGGUGAUGAGAAAUGACCGAGUGUAUACGAUUGUAGAUUGGGGGGAAAGCUUGAUCAAGACUAGGGAUACUGAUGAAGGAGAAUGGUACAAUGUUGGUUCGGUUCCUUCGGUUGUGCUUCCUAAUCAUCCGAGGGAGCUAGAGGCCUUUGGUUACGGGUUUGCAGCUCUGAGGGAUGAGCUUUAUGUUAUUGGAGGGAAGGUUCUUAAGUGGGAAGAAUCAGGUGCGGGAAGAUUUGACAUUGUGAGAUUGCCUGUUGUGAGGGUGUGUAACCCAUUGGAUAGGCCUUUGAACUGGAGAGAGACCAAACCAAUGUGCAUUCCAGCUGGUGGGUCCAUUAUUGGCUGUGUAUCAUUGGAAGAAGCUUCUUCACUUUAA
This is a messenger RNA of Microthlaspi erraticum, 1170 nucleotides long. Lineage: Eukaryota; Viridiplantae; Streptophyta; Magnoliopsida; Brassicales; Brassicaceae. The record is from the annotation of a GenBank genome assembly.